GGGAAAGGGGAAUUUGGCAAGGCACGGCCGACAAUACAAUUGGGCUGGCUACUCCUGUACGGGAAAUCAUGGUGGCGGGCACACGAAGUGAUAGCAAUAGGCUUCUGGGGGGCCCUCAGCAGGGGCAAGUCACGGCAAGCGGGACAGCAGUGGGAGGGGAAAUAGCUGUCGAUCAAAGCGGCAUGGCGCUCCCUCCACUUUUAUCAUUUCAGGUCCCAGGAGCCACGAGCAGUGGAUGCCAAUUCAGAACGGAUCCAGUCCAGGAAGGAGGGAUGAACAGAAGUCACGUGCCAGUGGGACAAAUUUCGCAAGCUGGUGCCAGGAGCGGACAUCCAAGGGACCCCUUGCCCGGAUCUGGUCUGGAGAAUCGUGUAAGAGGUAAUGUUCGCUGUAUAAUUUGGAUGGUAGGACAUUCCUUCAUUUCGCGAGCACAGGAGCGGUCAAAGGUGCGACCCAAUGGGCAACAAUUAGGCUUCCUGGAGGAGCAGGCAACGGUGAGGUGGCUGGGGGUUGGGGGACUUUGCUGGGAGGAAGUAGUCCCGAUGAUAAUACAAGAAGCAAGACGUGUAGGGCCUCCUAACAUAAUUUUAGUGCAUGCUGGGGGCAACGAUUUGGCAAGAUGCCCCAUGAAACAGCUCACAAAGAAUAUUAAGAGGGAUUUCGUCAGGCUGUGGUCAAUAUUUCCGGGCGUCUGUUUGUUAUGGUCGGAGAUAUUGCCGAGGAAAAAGUGGCGGGGUGCACGGUCACACGGGGCGGUUGAUAGUGCGCGAAUAAAAAUAAACAAGGCCGUUUCUAAGUUUGUUCAAGGACAGGGUGGAGUUGCGAUUAGGCACAGGGAGUUCGAUAACCCCAGCGAAUAUUGUUGUGCGGAUGGAGUUCACUUGAAUGAGCUGGGCAUGGAUUUGUUUAAUUUUAAUCUAUGGGAUUCCCUGGGCUUUGCAUGGAGGGUAUGGAGGGGCAUGCAGCAUUGAAGGCUUACAACACUGCAUGCGGUGGCGGGGCCCCUUGUCAGUCUGCCAGGGGGGUGAGAGCGGGUGCCACCAAGAGUCAGAGGUUUGGAUAGUGGUUUAACCCCUAAAAGGUGGGUGGCCACAGAUGGUGGAGUGGUGGUAACCUAGUACAUGAGACGGAUUGGGAAUUUUGGGGAGUUAGUGAUCAAGAGCAGCGGCUAUUGAAGUCCCAGAGUUAAUGGGCGGCUGCUUUUUCUCUGAGCCAAUGGGUUGCGGCUGGAGGACGUCAAGGGCCAGUGUGCUGAAGGGCAGGCUGACUAGGGGGCUCUAUAUUUGGCACUGUCAUAGAAAAUUGUGAAAGGAGUUAUGUACCGUUAUGAAAUGUUACAUGGUCAUGCUUACAUAUGGAGUUAAUUUAUAUAUGCGGAGAUUGUUGGUUAUGAACAUGGUUAUAGAAUUAAUUGUAAUCAAUAAAGCUGUGGCCAGUUUUAU
Xenopus laevis (African clawed frog) is the source of this 1442-nucleotide messenger RNA. RefSeq lists its product as uncharacterized. Lineage: Eukaryota; Metazoa; Chordata; Amphibia; Anura; Pipidae. The transcript is spliced from 3 exons. The record is from RefSeq and is a predicted model, not a curated record. Bases 69 to 971 code for a protein of 300 amino acids.